Messenger RNA from Lindgomyces ingoldianus, 1266 nucleotides. RefSeq names its product structural constituent of cytoskeleton. The transcript has 2 exons. Lineage: Eukaryota; Fungi; Ascomycota; Dothideomycetes; Pleosporales; Lindgomycetaceae. The coding region runs from base 88 to 1179 and encodes 363 amino acids. Gene Ontology annotation, biological process: Arp2/3 complex-mediated actin nucleation. Gene Ontology annotation, molecular function: actin filament binding. Gene Ontology annotation, cellular component: Arp2/3 protein complex; actin cytoskeleton. The record is from RefSeq and is a predicted model, not a curated record.
CCGUCUUCAUCUUCACUCCUCCGUCCUCUGAAUAGUCCGCAAAUCGCAAUAGUAGAGAGCUCCUCCUAUUGCGCAGUAAUUCCUACCAUGGGUCCUCCAGAAGUUCACCACCUCUUUCACCACCCGAUUGCAGACCACUCCUUCUCUGCCGACCGCCAGACGCUCGCCGUAGCCCGCGAGAACAAUGUCGACUUAUAUCAGAGAGCGGGCGGGAAGUUCCAGUUGAAGGAUGAGUUGACAGGCCAUGAUAAAACAGUUACCGGAGUGGAUAUUGCGCCAAAUACUGGCAAGAUUGUUACUUGUUCACAGGACCGCAAUGCCUACGUCUGGGAGCCUUCCCCCCAAGGAUGGAAGCCAACACUCGUCCUCCUCCGCAUCAAUCGCGCCGCUACUUGUGUUCGCUGGGCUCCCUCCGAGACCAAGUUCGCCGUUGGAUCUGGCGCCCGCCUCAUCCCUGUCUGCUACUUCGAGGAGGAAGACAACUGGUGGGUCUCCAAGCACUUGAAGAAGCCAAUUCGUAGUACAAUCACUACUGUCGCCUGGCACCCUAACUCCGUCCUUCUCGCCGCUGGAUCGACCGACGGUCAUGCCCGUGUAUUCUCCAGCUUCGUCAAGGGCGUCGACUCCCGUCCUGAACCCUCAGCGUGGGGCGAGCGUCUCCCCUUCAACACCGUAUGUGGCGAGUUUCUGAACAACACCGCAGGCUGGGUCCACAGCGUCGCCUUCUCCCCCAGUGGCAACGCCCUCGCUUUCGCAGCCCACGACAGCAGUCUCACAGUUGUGUAUCCCAGCGCUCCCGAACAACCUCCACGUGCCGUAAUCAGCAUCAGCACCCAGCUCCUCCCGUUCAAGAGCUUAGUCUGGAGUAGCGAGAGCGAGAUCAUCGCUGCAGGCUUCGACUGUGAAGCAUACCGUCUCCAGGGCUCGGAACAGAGCUGGCAGCUCGCUGGAUCUCUAGAAUCCAAAGGUCGGCCGGGUGUUCAGGAUCAUCGGGAAGAGUCUGCGUUGAAUAUGUUCAAGCAGAUGGAUCUGAAAGGCAAGGUUACGGACGAUACUAAGUUGAAGACGGUGCAUCAGAAUACGAUUAGCACGAUUCGGGUCUUUGAGGCGGGCGCUGGGACCGUGAGGAAGAUUAGUACGAGUGGGGUAGAUGGGCGAGUUGUUAUUUGGACUCUCUAGACUGGGUCGUUAUCCCGAUAGCUAAUUGGAUGAGAGUGCACCUUGGCGUUCCCAGGGGAUGAAGGGCUAGUGUUAUAGAAGUGAAUG